AUGAAGACGGAAAAGCGAACGAACAAAGGGUCAGCACGCAAACCCGACCAAACUCUCCUCACACCAACCAAAACGCCACGCAGGACCAAGACCAUGAAGGAGCUCAGCGGUCGAAUCCUUCCCUCCGUCGACGAGAGCGUCCUCAGUCGCACAGGCCGGACUUCUAAGAAGAUUUCUGGCUCGACACUGGAGAGCUUUAUUGCAGAGGAGCAGGAGCAAGACUUUGCUAUCUUUAGUGAUACCCGCAACGGUAUCCCGCAGAAGGACGAGGGCAGUCCCUUUUACAACCCGCCCCCCGCAACCAAGAGAUCUGGACAUCUCAAGCGCAAAACAGUCAGAAUUCCCGGGGAAGGUUCCAAGUUGAUUGAUGAAGCUGUGCAUCGCGAAGAUGGCAUGGUUAUGAACUUCCGUGGGAAGACGUACUUUCAGCCAAUCACUAGAGCCGCCGCCGACGAUUCCAAUGAGAUCGAUGAGCUCUCUCAAGGGGACGGGUCGCUAUCCCAUCUCAAGAAGGCCCAGCCCUUCAAGCCGAGGCUGCUGUGGCCGAGUAAGAAGACUGAAGACAAGGACGUGACAGACGAGGAAGAGGCAGCGACAGAUAUUGAGGAUGCGAACUUGCCAGAGUCUGACGACUUGCCUGCUAGCCCCGUCACGCCAGUUCGCAACAAGUCCACAAAGUCGACACCAAAUGCACCCAAAUUCCCUGUGUCACCGCCUGCAACGCAACGGACAACCCGCUCCGCCGAGAAGCUCGCUCACCCAACACCGUCCCGGAGCAAAAGUGGGCGUUCUCAGCAGCCUGUACUCAACUACAACAAGUGGGGAUCCGUCGCCAAGACGCGCAAGACGGCGACGACGACGGGCAAGCGCGCAGCAGAUGAACCCCUCGGUCAGGAUCGCCCCAAACGAGCGCGAUCAUCGGAGGCGCAAACAUGA
Molecule: messenger RNA, 936 nt
Organism: Emericellopsis cladophorae
Lineage: Eukaryota; Fungi; Ascomycota; Sordariomycetes; Hypocreales; Bionectriaceae
Exons: 2
Coding region: 1-936 (311 amino acids)
Source: RefSeq, a predicted model, not a curated record